Molecule: messenger RNA, 452 nt
Organism: Sodiomyces alkalinus F11
Lineage: Eukaryota; Fungi; Ascomycota; Sordariomycetes; Glomerellales; Plectosphaerellaceae
Exons: 1
Coding region: 53-346 (97 amino acids)
Source: RefSeq, a predicted model, not a curated record
GUCCGCUGGCAAUUUUGUCUUCUUCCAUUCACGAUGUAAUGCCAAAUGCCAAAUGCCAAAUGCCAAAUGCCAAAUGCCAAAUGCCACUGAUGCUGUUGGUGUCACCUCUACAACCGCAUGCCAUCUACCGUCUACUGACGCAGUAAGUUCCCUCAUCUCUACAUUAUCACAUCACGUUGCUUCAAGUACUUCAAGUACGGAGAUGCAUCACUUUGCUCCUGAAACCGCUGUCACUUCUUCCACACUCGAGAAGAUCCUCAGUUGGGCCAGUAAAGUACCACGUCAGCCACCUAAGGUACCUAAUAAGGUACCUCAGGGAGGGUCACGUAGAUCCAGUGUCAAAUGAGCAUCGUCCACCACCACCAUGGCGCAAGCUGUUCACUUCUAUUCCGUACAGAGUAAGCCCCAAUAAUCAAUCCAAUCUGCAAUGCAAUUCUGCAUAGGGUUUAGCA